Apis cerana (Asiatic honeybee) is the source of this 3466-nucleotide messenger RNA. RefSeq lists its product as uncharacterized. The record is from RefSeq and is a predicted model, not a curated record. Gene Ontology annotation, molecular function: transmembrane monodehydroascorbate reductase activity. Lineage: Eukaryota; Metazoa; Arthropoda; Insecta; Hymenoptera; Apidae.
AGCGAUAGAUCGUUGCAACCACGGUAGAAUGCGCGCCUCAGUCGAAGCGCGGACGUUGUUCCGUGCUCUUCCUUUUUCGUUUGUUUUCAUUCGAAUUUAUUUCCAUUUUUACAGGAAAUCGGUUCAUAUUGAAUCCUAGUGAAUCCUUUUUCUUCGAACGCUCAAUUUAACGAGUCUACGAUCGUCCGAGGUAACACCGUUCUAAAAAUGAAUGACGAAGUGGCCAAAACACGACCAAGCAUCAUUAUGCUGGCAUUCUCAACUGUUACACACAUCCUCUUAUUAGCACCAGUAAUAUAUAUAGUGAUUCUGUCCCUUCAACCUUUCAUCUUUUUCUCCUGGCAUGUUAUUUGUUCAACCUUGGGAGUCGGACUUUUGACAAUGGAGGGAAUAUUCUGCGUUUCUGGCGACGCUUACAUGAAUUGGAAGGUAUCCAGGAUGAACAGAGGAUUGAUUCAUUUGUUCCUUAAUCUAAUAGGAUUGCUGCUGGUGUUGAUCGGUAUGGUCAUCAUAAUAAUCGGCAAGAUAGAAUACAAGAAAUCUCACUUCGUCACGCUUCACGGGAUUAUCAGCUUGAUCAGCAUCAUCUUUGCGAUCCUGAUAGCCGCGUCUGGCUUCGUCGUUGUCUUUGACAAAUGUCUGUAUCAUGGUUGUAUCAGACCAAUAAUUCUGAAAAUCAUGCAUUCGUUCGGUGGUAUUUUGGCCGCGAUACUCUUGUUAGCCGGCCUGAUCACCGGGAUUUACACAGGAUGGUGGCCUGGCACUUGCCUUGGAAGAAGCCUGACGGUCGCCUCAUUCGUCAUUGCCGCUUGCUAUAUCUUUUUGAAACCGAUUUUGGGUAUCAUUUCUAGGUGCAGAGUGCUUUUUGAAGGAGUACCUAAUGACAAUGAAAGAGAAUUGAACAAUGAGUAUUGAUUGUGAUUUUGGAAAUGAUUGUUUUAUUGUUUGAUGUUAUUGUUUGAUAUUAUGAUGGAUUAGAUUGGAUAUUGAAAUUUUAUAUUGUAGCUAAUUUUAUAUUGUAUUGUUGAUAUAAGGGACUGUCUUAUUUAAAAUAAGAUAUUUAAUUCUAUCCUUUUGUUGUGAUAGUUCUGAAAGAUAUAGUAUAUAUAUCUUUUUUUCUUUUUUUGUUUUUCAUGCAAUUUGAAUUGUAUGAAAUGAUGAAUAUAUUGUAAAAAAUAUUUUUGUACCACGUUCUUUCUGUCAGAUUUUAAAAUCAUCGUUAUAAUGAUAUUAUAUUUGUACGCUUUAAUAUAAUAUUCAUAUAUAUUAUGCUGUGGUAAUACUAUACAGCAUAGAUAAUACUAUAGAUAAUACUAAUGCACUAUAAUAAUAAUAUCGUGUGCUAUAUUAUACAGAAUAAUAUAAGGUUAAUAAUACAAUAUAUUAUAUUAAUAUUACACUGCAUAAUAGCAAUAAUAACAUACAUCGUGCUAUAAUUGUAUAAUUCGGUAUAUAAUAGUAGUAUUUUGUACUGUAUUAUUAUACAUAAUUAUUCAAUAUAAUACUCUAACAUUGUAUUAUCUAAUGCAGUAUAGUAUGUGGUUAUGCUAUAAUAUAAUAAUAUAAAAUCUUUGUAUAUAUGAUAUAGCAUAAUAUUUUUAAUAUUUAAAACAGAAGGAAACAUUUUCAAACUUUUAUAUAAAAUUAAAGGACUUAAAGAAUAUGAAAUUCUAAUAUUUAAAUAAUAAUGUUGUUGAAAAUUUAUAAACUACAUAUAGUUAGUUGCAAAAAUAUUCAUAUAUUAUUUUAUUAAACAAUUUUGAAAUGUAUUUUGAAAAAUCUGACUUUAAUGAAAAUUUUUGUGUAUAUAAAACAUAGAUUAUAUAACAAUUUAUUUUUCUUGAGUUCGAAAUUAAUCUUCAAGUUUUUAUUAUGUCUUUUUUGUAUAUAAUUUCUGGAAUAUUUUUUCUAUAAUAAUGUUAUAGAGCAUUAAAACUUGAAUACUUUAUUUAAUAAUAAUAUUUAUAUUUUAAUAUUUUAUAUUUUACGAAAUUAUUUUUAAGAAACGAAAAUAGUAUUAAAACUUUACAUUUCUUCCAAAUAAUAUUCUAUUUAAUAAAAAAAUUGCUACAUAUAUGUAUAAAUUAUCAUAGUGUAUAUAUUUUAGUUUAUUUGUUUUGAUAAUACUUUUCAUGAUAAUUUAUUAAUUUAUAAUUGAAUUCAUACAAAGUGUAUGAAUACUUUUACGAUUGACUAUAUAAAUUUUCACUUUUCUAUUGACAAAAAGGAUUUUAUUUUUUCUAAAUAUAUACAUAUAUGUACAAUAAUCAAUAUCAAAAUUUAAAGUAUAUAUUCAAAAACAUAUUCAGAAUUUAUUUAGAAUCCGUUCAAUGAACCAAAUUACGAUUUUCGACCAAGACUUCGAUAAUGACAGAAAUCGAUACGAAAUGUCAUUUUUAUCAGACUAUUUUGUGUCAUUUUGUCACGUAAUUAAAUAAGAUCUGAUCGAAUUAAUCGAAACAUUACUAUCAACCAUUGAACACGUAAUCAAAAUUUUUUUUAAGAGAAUUGAAAAUAUUUUCACAAAGUUCGUACUUUUUAAAAAAAGAAAAUUUUAGAACUCAAAUAUACAUUCCGUCCUUCAAUGAUUGCACAUUUUCUAACGAUCAUUGACAAAUAUUGUAAUUCCUUAGAUAAUCAUUGUAAUAUUUAAGAGGUAUUUAAAUAAUUCAAUUAUUUCGCAUUGAAAUAAAAUUCAAUUCAAAUUUUGAUCUACGAAGUUUAAUGCAAAUUAUGUUGAUUGUAAAAUCACAGUACAAAAGAGUACAAGUUUCAAUUAUUCAUGACAAUUUGAAUAAGCGAUAUUUAUUCCUCUUUAGACAAAUUGAAUGUAUUACGUCCAAGUUUAAUUUCAUUAUUAUUCUAAGUUUUCAAAAAUAAAAAUAAAAAGUUUUAAAAUUCCUAAGAAUAGCAUUUAUCAAAUCUUUAAAAAUAUUUUAAUAAAAAAAGAAAUUCAAAAGUAAAAUUUCACUUAUGUCAUGGCGCUCGAGUCAACAAUCCAAUUUACCUACGGCGAAUCAAUCAAGAAGUAAGAUAUUUGAAAUUAAAUAAUGCAAUGUUAAAUUCGCGAUGAAAACAAUAUUUAUUUCACCGUUGCUGUGUUCAUCGAAUUGUUACAUCUAAAAAAGAAAAAAAUGGGAUGUCGAUGCAAAUGCACGAGAAAAUGCUUGUAUACUCACCGAUAAAACAGAUACAUGUUUAAAAUGUACAAAUAAGUAUUAUUAAAGAAUGUUUAACUGAAAGAAGGGAUUUUAAUAUUAAACUUUAAUUCGCUUAAACGUUUAAUAUAAGUUAGUUUAAAUGAACGAAUAGAGACAGUAGUGGUGGCGUUAUCGUCAACCAUAUAUAUCAACACUUUAUUAAUUACACACGCAUCAUAUACAUAUACAUAGAAUUUACAUAAUGUAUAUAUCUUUCGCAAUGCAAUGUACAUGUAUAUUAAUACAAUUUCUUAUUCUCGAUAUAA